Magnolia sinica is the source of this 2798-nucleotide messenger RNA. Its product is annotated as protein NSP-INTERACTING KINASE 3-like. Gene Ontology annotation, biological process: protein phosphorylation. The transcript is spliced from 12 exons. Gene Ontology annotation, molecular function: ATP binding; protein binding; protein kinase activity. Bases 480 to 2363 code for a protein of 627 amino acids. Lineage: Eukaryota; Viridiplantae; Streptophyta; Magnoliopsida; Magnoliales; Magnoliaceae. The record is from RefSeq and is a predicted model, not a curated record.
UCAGCCCGACGCAAGAGAUGAAACUCCGGUAAUGUCAGUCGAACCCGAGUGGCAGCCCCACAUCCAGCAAGCCCAUUGGAGGAGUAUUAUUUUCACGUGCUCCUGAGGGCCGUCUCUGUUUUCUUUUAUUUUCUAUUUUUAAAAAGUAUUAAUUAUUCGACUCUCUGUCUUGCUUCAUUUGUAUCAGUGUCUUGUUUGGCCUUUUGCAUUGGCUUUUUUCGCGUGUUGGGCUGUAUGUAACUUGUGUGUGUGUUGGGGAUUUGGAGGGAUGGGAGGAGAAUCAAAGGGGUUGGAGGAGAAUGACCAAACAGGGGAUAAAAGCCAAGAGCAGCAACAGCACAACCACAUGGAAUUUGUGGGGGAUUGGAUGAAAAUGUCUGUAAAAGAUUACAAGAAUCAUUCCCGAAUCUAUAGGAUUUUACAAUAUCAGAGAGAUUGGAUGAGAAGAGGGUGCAUGCGUUUUUGGAGUAGAAGAGAGGAUGGAAAGGAGAGAUUUCCUGUUUUGGGAAGUGAGUUUGCUGGUUUUGGUAUGGAUGGAGAGCUCCAAUGCAAGCCUUUCUCCUUCUGGAAUAAACUACGAAGUUGUAGCUUUGAUGGCUAUAAAAAGUAAUCUGCAUGACCCAUACAAUGUGUUGGAGAACUGGGAUAUUAACUCGGUGGAUCCUUGUGGAUGGAGGAUGGUCACCUGCUCUGCUGAUGGCUCUGUCUCUGCCUUAGGGCUGCCUAGCCAGAGCUUGUCUGGAACCUUAUCUCCAGGGAUUGGGAACCUCAGUAAUCUACAAUCUGUGUUGCUGCAGAAUAAUGACAUUUUGGGUCCUAUUCCUGCUGAUAUUGGAAUGCUGGAGAAGCUUCAAACGCUUGAUCUCUCAAACAAUCGGUUCAGUGGCGGAAUACCCAGUUCAUUGGGCAACCUGAAGAACCUGAACUAUCUGCGACUGAAUAACAACAGCCUUUCUGGACCCUUGCCUGAAUCUCUGUCUGACAUCAAAGGUCUCACUCUCCUAGAUCUUUCUUACAACAAUCUGAGCGGUUCCUUGCCAAAAAUUUCAGCUAGAACUUUCAACAUUAUUGGGAAUCCUCUGAUUUGUGGGCCAAGUCCGGAAAACUACUGUUCUGCCAUGUCUUCGGAACAACUUUCGUACCCACCAGAUGCUUUUAAAGCUCAGUCACAAUCUGGAGGAAUGAAAAGCCGCAGGGUAGCUAUCGCAUUUGGUGCAAGCCUCAGUUCUGCUUUUGUAGCGAUUGUUGCUGUUGGGUUGCUUCUUUGGCGGCGGCACAUACACAAUCAACAGAUUUUCUUCGAUGUCAAUGAUCAAUAUGAUCCGGAGGUAUGUUUGGGUCAUCUGAAGAGGUUUUCAUUAAAGGAACUUCGUGCCGCCACCGAUCAUUUCAAUCCGAAAAAUAUAUUGGGGACGGGAGGAUUUGGGAUAGUGUACAAGGGCUGCUUGCAAGAUGGUACACUAGUGGCUGUUAAAAGGCUGAAAGAUUAUAACGCAGUAAGUGGCGAAGUUCAAUUCCAGACGGAAGUCGAGCUGAUUAGCCUGGCUGUUCAUCGGAAUCUCCUCCGGCUUUCCGGGUUCUGCAUGACGGAGAGUGAGCGGCUCCUCGUGUACCCUUACAUGCCAAAUGGAAGUGUUGCUUCUCAGUUACGAGAUCAUGUUCAUGGCAAGCCGGCCUUAGACUGGCCGAAACGGAAGAGAAUAGCACUGGGAACAGCCCGUGGGCUAUUGUAUUUGCACGAGCAGUGCGACCCAAAAAUAAUCCAUCGCGAUGUAAAGGCUGCCAACAUUCUUCUUGACGAGGACUACGAGGCAGUCGUUGGAGAUUUCGGAUUGGCGAAGCUGUUGGAUCACCAAGAUUCCCACGUGACCACAGCCGUGCGUGGGACCGUUGGGCAUAUCGCUCCGGAGUAUUUACAGACUGGCCAGUCGUCGGAGAAAACCGACGUCUUUGGCUUUGGUAUUUUACUCCUUGAGCUGAUUACAGGUCAGAAGGCAUUUGAUUUUGGACGGGCGGCUAACCAGAAAGGUGCAAUGCUCGAUGCGGUGAAAAAGCUCCAUCAGGAGAACAAGCUGAAUGUAUUGGUGGACAAAGAUCUAAAGAACGAUUUCGACCAGAUCGAAUUGGAGGAGAUGGUCCAGGUCGCGUUGCUAUGCACGUGUUUCCACCCUUGCCACCGCCCAAAGAUGUCUGAGGUGGUAAGAAUGCUGGAAGGCGACGGCCUCGCUGAGAGAUGGGAGGCCUCACAGAAGAUUGAGACACCCAGGUUCCGGUCAUCAGAGAAGCUGCCUCAGAAGUACAUGGACUUCGUCGACGAAUCUUCGCUUGUAGUCGAACCAAUGGAGCUUUCCGGCCCGAGAUGACAUGAACGUGCAUGCUGUGGGCACGCCCAUCAGGUACGUGUUGCUAUGUGGGGCCCCAUAUGGACGCUUGGUCAGGUGAUUGUAAUCAUCCGUCGAUCUGGUGGCAGUUGAAUGUGAACCAUUUGUACGGUGGAAGGUACAUCAUCCAUGAGCUAUGUGGAUCGACAGUCGUUGUAAUCCGAUCACGGCAUCAUAAAUGAAGCUGGUCAGUGGUUCACAUUCUAUUGAAAAUGAAUGUUCUGUACUGGGAUAUUGGAUCGUCGUGAUUUUUUUGCUCAUGUUCCCAUCCAAAUGGGCUGAGUGGGCGGGCCAUUUGGAUCGUAAUCGUUCGUGCAUGGACCACCUGACAUAACCCGCUUCAUAAUUUACUGUAAGUUGGGAGAGAUUGGAAAUGGAAAAUAUAUGAUUUUUAAUGGAAAUUUUGUGUUCAUAGCA